CGCAGCUCCAUGGGGCCGCCGCAGCGCUGCGACCUUCUGCACAUGGAGCCGGGGAGAGUUGGAAGAACUUCAUACUGCAAACUCAAGGAAUAGCAGAGUACUUGCACCGCAUGGAGACAGAGGAGGCCCAGGAAAUGGCCCAGAUGCCAGGUAAAAGACUACCUACUGCAUGAUUGAGCCGUAGAGUGCAAAAGGUAGAUACAAUAGGCCCACAAACAGGCUCUUACACCACCCGGAGGCAGGGACAGCCCCCCUGCCAACGAUACGUCCGAGGAGGCGGAGGAGCCCAUGGCCGUCCCUGAGGACCUGUCAGCCAGCUCCACCCACCAGCAGAACAACAGAGGGGACAAAGCCUGUAACAUUAAAGUUGAGGCUCGCAGUGAUGAGGAGAAUGGGCUGUCCUGUGACAUGAAUGGCGUGGAGGAGGAGGAGUGCGCGGAAGACUUGCGCGUGAUCGAUGCCUCGGGGGCCAAGGUGAACGGCUCACAGCCGAGCCCUGAAGCCAAGGCCUACUCCUCGGCCGGCGGUAUCCGGCUGCCCAACGGGAAGCUCAAGUGCGAUAUCUGUGGGAUAGUUUGCAUUGGCCCCAAUGUGUUGAUGGUGCACAAGCGAAGCCACACUGGAGAACGUCCUUUCCAGUGCAGCCAGUGCGGUGCCUCUUUCACCCAGAAGGGCAACCUGCUGCGUCACAUCAAGCUCCAUUCAGGGGAGAAACCCUUCAAAUGUCACCUAUGCAGCUACGCCUGUCGCAGGAGGGACGCCCUCACCGGCCAUUUACGCACCCACUCGGUUGGAAAACCCCACAAGUGUGCUUACUGUGGGCGGAGUUACAAGCAGCGCAGCUCUCUCGAGGAGCACAAGGAAAGGUGUCACAACUACCUCCAGUGCAUGGGGCUGCAGAGCAGCAUGUACACAGUAGUAAAGGAAGAAAGCAACCAGAAUGAGCAGAGGGAAGACUUAAGCCAGACGGGAUCUGACAGAGCCUUGGUGCUAGACAGACUAGCUAAUAAUGUAGCUAAACGUAAGAGCACUAUGCCACAGAAGUUUGUGGGUGACAAACGUCUGUCAGACCUCUCCUACGACGGAGGAGCAGGUGAGCUGAUUCAGCCCCACGUCAUCGACCAGGCCAUCAACAGUGCCAUUAGCUACCUGGGGGCAGAGUCGCUCCGGCCUCUGGUCCAGACCUCCCCAGCCUCCUCUUCCGAUGUUGGCCUCGGCUCCAUGUACCCCCUCCACAAGCCAGCUCCCGAGGGCCACGCAGGGUCGGGCCACAACCUGUCAGCCAAAGACAGCGCAGCUGAGAACCUGCUGCUGCUCUCCAACUCCAAGUCUGCCUCCAGCGAGAAAGACGGUUCCCCCAGCCAUAGCGGCCAGGACUCCACAGACACCGAGAGCAACAAUGAGGAUCGUCCAGGCGGGGCGGCCCCCGGCCUCAUCUACCUGACCAACCACAUCACCUCGGGGGUGAGGAACGGCGUGCUCCCUCUGGUGAAGGAGGAGCAGCAGAGGCAGUAUGAGGCCAUCCGGGCCAUCGAGAUGGCCUCCGAGGGCUUCAAGGUGGUGACGGCAGACGGGGAGCAGGUGAGGGCGUACCGGUGCGAACACUGCCGCGUUCUGUUCCUGGACCACGUCAUGUACACCAUUCAUAUGGGCUGCCAUGGCUUCAGAGACCCCUUCGAGUGCAACCUCUGCGGUCACAGGAGUCAAGACCGAUACGAGUUCUCCUCUCACAUAACGCGAGGGGAGCAUCGCUACUGAACCACCGUCGACCAGAGAACAACACACACUUUCACACAGACAAACAGAUGUACAUAUGGAGAACAUGCCACACACACUCUCUCAGUGGUAUGUGCCUGAAAUAAAUACCUAGAAAUGUAAAAUACACUGUCGACGUCUGAAAGUUGUGGGUUUUUUUUCAAAAGUAUGCAUGUUUGUUGAACACAGAUAAAUGUAUAGUAAAAAAUCCAUUUGUUUGCAUUUCUAAUACCAGGCUGAAAAAGGAAGACUAGUUCAUGUAAUGUUGUGUGAAGACAACAUAACGCAGCAGAGCUACUGUGCCGUAUCCUACACAGUGUACAGCAUUUACAAUGUGUCUUUCCUUUUGGAAAACCAGGCAGCAACUUUUUUCUAGAUUUAAAAUAGAAAAGAUUUCUACAUUACAUUUACAAAGUCUGAAAUGUCAAUAAAAGAUUAUAUUCUGCAUUUGUUUUCAGUGCAGAAAAGCCCAUUUUACUAUCGUAUCAUAUUAAAUACAAUCAACAGUCAAUGUAGAUAACCUCACAUGUCAACAUGUUCCUUUAUUUGUAACAACCUACAUAUUAUUUAUAUCACAUUUACAUGCCUGUCUGUUUUUGUAUUUAUUACGGUGAUUAAUGUUUUGUCUGUAGAGUAGUUAAUAAAAAAAGCUGCAUCUCUUUCUGUCCAACUGUACUAAAUGGGUUUGAGGUGAAAACAUGACUGCUGCUGGAGGAAAAUCUGCUGAUCGGAAUAAAAUGUUAUCCUGGGCUUUUGUUUUAUAGCUGAUGAUGUCUAAGAAUUGUUCCACUCACAAAAUGAAAAUGAGCCAUUUGAGGUUUGAAGGAGCUUUAUGCUUGCAAAAUAUCAAUAAAGGAUAUUUUAUAUAUGCA
Molecule: messenger RNA, 2627 nt
Organism: Micropterus dolomieu (smallmouth bass)
Lineage: Eukaryota; Metazoa; Chordata; Actinopteri; Centrarchiformes; Centrarchidae
Gene: ikzf1
Product: IKAROS family zinc finger 1 (Ikaros)
Exons: 8
Coding region: 289-1758 (489 amino acids)
Biological process (GO): regulation of transcription by RNA polymerase II
Molecular function (GO): RNA polymerase II cis-regulatory region sequence-specific DNA binding; DNA-binding transcription factor activity
Source: RefSeq, a predicted model, not a curated record